AUGGGAAAGCAUGGAAUUCGUGGAAGAAAGCGUAAAAAAGUCGCGGAUUCUCAAAGAAAGGGUGCUAAACAGAACUAUGUUCUUGCAACAAAUGAACGAUCAAAUAUGUUAUUCUUCGAAUUUUACAAGCUUCAGCGUCUCAUAAAUGACGAUGAAUGGGACUCAUUCGUCGAUUGCUUAAAAUCUGAUCUGCCAACUUCAUUUCGUAUUCGAGGAUGUCAUAGGGAAGCAGAAACUUUGAUUAAAAUUAUGAAUGAACGUUAUUUUACUGCAAUGAUAAAUUUAUCGGAGAAUGGUAUUAGUGGUAUUCAUGUGCCGCAAUCUCUUCCUUGGUAUCCUCAAGCGUUUCAAACGAUUAUGCCGCGUAAUGCGAUUCGCAAAACUGUUAGCAUGAUUCCUCCAUUGCUACUGAACAUUAAACCCCACCACAAUGUUCUUGAUAUGUGCGCUGCUCCUGGUAGUAAGACGAUGCAAAUCGUUGAAAUUAUGCACGAUCUCUGCGAUUCCAAGACUUCGCCUGAAGGUAUAAUCGUUGCUAAUGAUGUUGAUAAUACACGUUGUUAUUUAUUAGUACGGCAGGUUUUAAAACGAAUGCCAGUUUCGAAUUGUAUUGUAAUAAACGAAGACGCUGCUCAUUUACCUGAUAUGUUUCUUAAUGAGGAACCAUCUGAUCCAUUGUUAUUCGAUCGUAUUUUAUGCGAUGUAAUGUGCAGUGGUGACGGAACAUUCCGUAAAAAUAUCGAUUUAUGGAGCUCAUGGAAGCCGCAAAAUGCUUUGGGUCUACAUAAGUUGCAAAUAAAUAUUUCUCGGCGCGCACUGCAAUUAUUGGCUGUUAAUGGUAUAAUGGUUUACUCGACUUGUUCAUUAAAUCCUUUGGAAGAUGAAGCAGUGGUUGCAAGUCUGUUGAGGUAUGGUGAAGGCGCUGUUGAAUUAAUCGACGUAUCUAAUAAUCUCCUAGCACUGAAAAGGUCUCCUGGUGUAUCUCAGUGGAAGGUAUAUGACAAAGAUCUAACAGAAAUCACUACGCCUUCUGAUGUUCCUGAAUGUUUAAAAAAAUUGAUCGUUCAAUCCAUGUUUCCUCCUAAUGCUGAGGAAAAAGAAAAAUUCCACUUAAAUCGUUGUUUUCGUAUUUUGCCCCAUUCUCAAAACACUGGUGGAUUUUUUGUGGCAGUACUGCGCAAACUAAAAUCUUUGGGUAAUAAGACCUUCACCACACCAGCAUCUUCUGCGCCUUUGGCAAAAAGGCGAAAAAUUUACAAGGAAGAACCUUUCAUAUUUCUUGCUAAUGAUGAUGAUCGAUGGAAGGAUAUAUCUCAAUAUUAUGGUGUCAAAGAUUCGUUCAGAAGUCAAAAUUUAUUUGGACGUAUCGCCGACUCAGAAAGACGAAGAACACUUUAUUAUGUUAACGAUAGUGCUCGGCGAUUCAUCCAGUAUAACAAUAAAAUUAAAAUAAUCAAUGCGGGUCUGCGGAUGUUUGGUCGUGUUGAAAGUAAAUUCGUGGAAUGUCGAUUUCGUUUAUCACAAGAUGGAGUAAAAGUGAUUUUGCCUUAUAUUACAAAAAGGAUUCUGAACAUCGAUGUGGAAGAUAUGUAUAAUUUAUUACAGACCACAGGAAAGUUUAUUCCUCGAGAGAAACUGAAAUGCAGUGAAAAAUUAAAUCUGUUCACUCCUGGCAGUUUGGUUCUUGUUUGUUCCAUUGAUGGUAUGCAGAAUGUUGUUUGUACUUGGUUGGGAUCGAAAACUAUUUCCCCAUUUGUUGGAAAAGAAGAAAGUAUUCAUAUGAUACGCAUGCUUGGAUAUGACACUACUGAAAUGGAAAACCAAAUCUUCAAAAAGGAUAAAGGAAGACGACAAAAACUUAUUGACUGCCAGACUGCUAAUGACGAUACGGAAGAAAUUAAAGAAUUCUAG
Messenger RNA from Dracunculus medinensis (Guinea worm), 1911 nucleotides. The record is from the annotation of a GenBank genome assembly. NCBI's taxonomy places the organism in Eukaryota, Metazoa, Nematoda, Chromadorea, Rhabditida, Dracunculidae.